This is a messenger RNA of Dermacentor albipictus, 534 nucleotides long. NCBI's taxonomy places the organism in Eukaryota, Metazoa, Arthropoda, Arachnida, Ixodida, Ixodidae. The record is from RefSeq and is a predicted model, not a curated record.
AUGGAUGACUUUGAGGAAUUUGUUGGCUAUCUGGAUCGCUACGAAGAAACAUCGACUGGAGCAGCCUACAAAUAUGCAUCGCUCCCGCGGCGGGUGGUCAGGGAUCGCUUAAAUCCCAUGGAGCUGUACAAUGAGUACGAGUAUUUGUGCCAAUUUUUAUUGAACAAAUGUGCCGUGCAGCAGCUGCUCGCAACACUGCCUCCCCAGGAACACAAUGACGGAUGGAGGUUCCCUGUGCCACCUCUCCUGCAGCUUCUUAUCACACUGCGGUUCCAUAGAGUAGGAACGUUUAAAACUUUGACAGGGGACCUUGUGAAUAUUCCCCAUCCGACGAUCUCGCGGGUGACCGAGCGCGUUUCUACUAUGAUCGUCAGAAGCCUAUUCACUGCGCUUGUGAAGUGUGGGGCCGCUUCAGAAAUGAGUGGUGUGAUGAAGGAAUUUUAUAAGACAGGAACAUUUCCUGGUGUCAGUGGGUAUAUUGACUGCACUCAUGUGCCAAUUAAGAGCCCUGGUAGUGACCACGUCGAGAUUUAG